Neoarthrinium moseri is the source of this 2823-nucleotide messenger RNA. RefSeq lists its product as uncharacterized. NCBI's taxonomy places the organism in Eukaryota, Fungi, Ascomycota, Sordariomycetes, Amphisphaeriales, Apiosporaceae. The record is from RefSeq and is a predicted model, not a curated record. The transcript has a single exon. The coding region runs from base 1 to 2823 and encodes 940 amino acids.
AUGUCGGACGAGACGGGGCUCCUGGCGGAGCCGGCCCCCGGUACUAAUUCAGAGGCUGCAACGUCUGUUCGCGGGCCAAGUGUAAGACGAGAGCGGAGCCUGAAGUUCAGGGAGUUUGGGCUCUACGCCUCAAGAGUCUCAUCAGCAACAAAACCCACAGCGCCGGCACCACCUGUUCCAGCCGCACUGGAUCCCAACUCCUACUGCGUCGAUGAAGGCGACGAUUCCGACUACUCGACGACCUUCACCUCUCCUUCCCCAUCGCCCUAUUCCACCGCCACCUACGAGACAAACUCGACCCAGUACGAGCCAGCUCCUAGAUCCCCCAUUUCACCACGAUGGGACUCGCUGGCUCAUAGCACCACCGUCCUAUAUGACCGCGCAUACGAUGAUCCCGCACCUGGAACAGCUUUAGCCACCAGCUCUCCAGUUCCAUCCACCCCGACCAGAUCCGAGCACCCCAACCACACCCUUGACUUCCUGGGUUCCGAGUCGAGGGAUGCGUUCCCGCUUCCCAUGUCGAGUCCUACCACCAAGAUGAGCACCUACGAGGGUCGACCGGUUGUCGGAGACUCGCCUGUUGUCGAAAACUUCUCUCGGCCCCGGCGGCCAAGUAUCAAGCACCCUUCCCCGGACUCCCUCCGGCAGCGUGCGACCAAUGUACCUGCGACCCACCCCGACCAGACGCACCUGGAUACUCUUAGCACUCCUCACCAUCACCUGUGGCCUCGAGAGCGAGGCCAGUCAAUCUCGUCGAACAAGUCCGCCUCCACGUUUGCCUCGCUGCCUGUCCGACCCUCACCCGAUCUCCACGCUCGUGACAGCCUUCGUGGGAGAAGUAGACAUGCAUAUCCACCGUUGGCUCGACCGGCAAUCGCGUACGGUCGCACGGAGAGCAGUGGGCCUGCAUUCUAUCGCGACCCUAUCCCGAGGAUGGCUUCGCUGCCGUCCGAGGAGCUCAGGUCCAGCUUCAGAUCCCAGCUCUCGGCAUCCACUACACCGGGAACAUUGCAAACGGAGCGGAGCAGCGUUAUGACCAAGAGCAGUUCCAUAACGUCCAUUUACGCCCAUGUUGACGACGGCUUCAGCGUGGACGACGUGAUGGGAAUGUACGAGAAGGGCUUUCGUGACGACUCACCGGCUCGGACUGACCAACUAGACGAUGACUCGAGGCCGCCGACGGCAAAGUCAGAGCUUAGCCGGAGAAGAACUGCCAUGUUGGAGGCUCUGUCGGACUCAUUGCCGAUACAAUUUGCAGACGCAGACGAAGAGCAGGCUGGCGAGGGUGGCGCUGUUGACACCAAUGCUGCAGACGAUCUUGAGCCUCUGUCCGCCAACGACGAUGAUGGUCUGGCAGCGACACCUGAUUCGGCCGCUGCCGUUGAGGCUUCCGAAUUGGCUCCAUUUGUAGACCACGGCCGCGGCGAUACGGGUGGCCAGUCAAGACAUGACUCAGGAAAGGUGAUUGAUAAUGAUGACGACGAAUUCCCGACGCGGCUGCAAAAACAGCAAACACAGCCGACCGUACGGAUGAGCUUUGAGAACACAGAUGUCACGAGGGAUCAGUACGGGUUUCGCAAAGAGAACCAGUAUGUGACACAACAGCAAUACGAUAACUGGAAUGAAGGGUACUCCGAAUACAUAGGGCGAAGGCGAAAGAAAUGGAAUGCUUUCCUCAAGGAGAAUGGGUUGAUGACGGAUCAGCCCAACCGCUUCCCACCACGUUCUGCCAAGACGAAACGUUUUGUUCGCAAGGGCAUACCUCCCGAAUGGAGAGGUGCAGCUUGGUUCUACUACGCCGGCGGUCCGGCCAUUCUGGCCAAACACGGCGGCGUUUACGACGAACUCCUGCGCCAGAAGGCCAAGGAUGUGGACAACGAAGCCAUCGAGCGCGAUCUUCACCGAACGUUCCCGGACAACCUCAAGUUUCGUACCGCGAACGCAUCAUCGGCACCGAAUACAGAGCGGACCGAGUCGAGGAGCAGUGAGACCACGGUUACAGAGCCCACGGGGAACGACCCUCGACCCAACGAAACUGCCAUGAUCUCGUCUCUCCGUCGGGUUCUACACGCCUUCUCCAUCUACAACCCUCGUAUUGGAUACUGCCAGUCGCUCAACUUCCUCGCUGGGCUGCUCCUGCUCUUUACCGAGAGCGAGGAGCAUGCAUUCUGGCUGCUCAACAUUAUCACACGAGUCUACCUCCCUGGUACUCACGAGAUGAGCCUCGAAGGCGCGAACGUGGACUUGGGCGUUCUGAUGACCUCACUCCAGGAGUCUAUGCCAGCGGUGUGGGCGAAGAUUGGCGGCGAGCUUGAUGGCACAGACUCGGUGAAACCCAAGUCUCGUAGACAAAAGAAGGGUACCUUGAUCACACGCCUGCCGCCUGUCACUCUAUGUAUGACCGCGUGGUUCAUGAGCUGCUUCAUUGGUACGCUACCUAUCGAGACGACAUUGCGGGUGUGGGAUGUCUUCUUCUACGAGGGCUCCAAGACGCUAUUUCGCAUUGCCCUGGCCAUCUUCAAGCUCGGCGAGAAUGAAAUCCGCAGCGUGGGCGAUCCUAUGGAGAUCUUCCAGGUCGUGCAGACUAUCCCUCGGCGGCUCCUCGAUGCGAAUGGGUUGAUGGAGGCUUGCUUCAAACGCCGUAAUGGGUUUGGUCAUCUCAGUCAGGAUACCAUCGAAGAGAGGCGACAACAACGGAGAGUCACGGUCAAGCUGGAAAAGGAGCGAAUGGCCGCAGGGCUCACAGGCGGGGACGACUCCGCCGACUUCAAGAGGAAGAAUACGCUCUUUGCGAAAAUGAGGAGGCCUGCCGAAGUUAUGUGA